Molecule: messenger RNA, 1182 nt
Organism: Neltuma alba
Lineage: Eukaryota; Viridiplantae; Streptophyta; Magnoliopsida; Fabales; Fabaceae
Product: 2-keto-3-deoxy-L-rhamnonate aldolase-like
Exons: 1
Coding region: 187-996 (269 amino acids)
Cellular component (GO): cytoplasm
Molecular function (GO): aldehyde-lyase activity
Source: RefSeq, a predicted model, not a curated record
AAGCCAAAUACCCGUAACUGUGCUUUGUCACAGGACUGCCUCCAUGCUACAAUAUAAUGCGUCCAAUGAGUUAUCUGUCUCUUCUACCGUUAAAAUGACUUGUUCAAUUAGCUUUCUUCCACAAUCGUUUCCGUUAUGAGCUAGCUCUUCGCUCAUCCUGCACUCACCAACCCUUCUAUACUGGUAAUGGAGAAGAUGAACAAUGGCAGCAUCGUCACCACGAAAACUCUCAAGUUCCGAGUCCAAAACGGCGAGGUCCUCUAUGGGGUAUCUCUCCUCAGCUUCUCCCCGACAGUCGCAGAGAUCUUAGGCUACGUCGGUUACGACUUUGUCCUCAUCGAUAUGGAGCACGGCCCCGGCGGAAUCUCAGACGCCCUCCCCUGUAUCCACGCACUCGCCGCCACCCAAACUCCCGCCAUCUUCCGCGUUCCCGAGAACUCCCCCGUUUGGGUCAGGAAGGCCAUCGACCUCGGCGCACAGGGUAUCAUUUUCCCCAUGAUUGACGACCCUGAAUCAGCCACAAAGGCGGUGUCGUAUUGCCGAUAUCCGCCAGCCGGAGUUCGAGGGGCCGGAUCCAUCGCUAGAGCGUCGAGAUACGGGCUCGAUCCGAAUUACCCGGACCAAUCCCAUAAGGAGUUGCUGAUUAUUUGUCAGAUAGAAUCAGAGGCGGGCGUCAAGAACGUGAAAGACAUUGCGAGCGUGGACGGCGUGGACAUGAUAAUGGUGGGCCCGCUUGACCUGAGCGCCAGCAUAGGUUGCUUGACGAACCCCAAGAAUGAGAGGGUGAAGAAGAUGAUCGACGAAGUGGAAAAGACGGUUUUAGGCCUUGAAGGCAAAAAUGGUGGUGGACCUUACUUGGGAAGGUUUGGAACCGCAAGCGAUGGACCUGAACAAUAUCAGAAUCGUGGGUAUCGCUUGAUUCGUGUUAAUGUGGAUGUAAUCCUCUUCAAAAACGCCUGCCUUGAGGACAUCAAGAAGUUCAAGUCAGCAAAAUGAAUGGAUAUCGAUUUGGAUCUUCCUCUAGGUUGUAACAGUAGACAAAUAAAAUAACUUGAUGUUUCUGCAAAAUUGUGGUUGUAUCUGUUGUGUCAAACAAUAACAAGCUGAUUUAUUUCGUAGCUGCUCAUGUGUUUGUACUUUGUAUGUCUAAAUCUUAUCGUCAAAAUUGAAAUUCCUUCCGUU